AUGGCCAUCACGCCCCGGCACCUGCACCAGUGCCUACGCAGUCAGCAAGUUCUCCUAGCAAUGGUGGUACUGGUGCUGACCAUGCACUGGCGCCAGGUCAUCAUGGCCGCCAUGCAUCAGCUCCGGCGGCGCCAGGUCAUCACGGGCACCACAGCCGACAUGCAUCAGCACCUGCGCCAGGUCAUCAUGGUCACCACGAUCGCCAUACAUCAGCACCGGAGCCAGGUCACCAUGGCCACAACGACCAUCACAGUCAUCAUAGCCAUCAUGCCCAAGCGCCAGCGCCGGACCAUCGUGGCCAUCACGCCCACCGCAAUCAUGCCCCAACACCAUCGCCGGUCCACGCUGACCAGCCACCGCACGCUCUGCACCACCCUCGGCAUCACGCUCCAUCUCCGGUUCCUGCUCCUGUUCAUGGCACACAAGCCGGUCAGGAUCAGAGCUCCUAGUUGCAAAUGA
Miscanthus lutarioriparius is the source of this 459-nucleotide messenger RNA. NCBI's taxonomy places the organism in Eukaryota, Viridiplantae, Streptophyta, Magnoliopsida, Poales, Poaceae. The record is from the annotation of a GenBank genome assembly.